Galeopterus variegatus (Sunda flying lemur) is the source of this 678-nucleotide messenger RNA. It is a transcript of the gene SMCO3, whose product is annotated as single-pass membrane protein with coiled-coil domains 3. The coding region runs from base 1 to 678 and encodes 225 amino acids. The record is from RefSeq and is a predicted model, not a curated record. NCBI's taxonomy places the organism in Eukaryota, Metazoa, Chordata, Mammalia, Dermoptera, Cynocephalidae. The transcript has a single exon.
AUGGCUCAAAGUGACUUCCUUUACCCAGAGAACCCGAGGAGGCGGCAGGAAGUAAACCGUCUUCACCAGCAGCUCCUCGACUGCUUAUCUGACAGUUUCCAUGCCACCAAUAAGCUGACUGGGGUCCUGAACAUGCACUUGGGGUGCAGCCUGGCCUCCAUUGAGAUGAAAAGAGAUGGGACCAUCAAAGAAAACUGUGAUAUCAUCAUCCAAGCCAUAAUGAAAAUCCAGAAGGAAUUGCAAAAGGUUGAUGAAGCACUAAAAGAUAAACUGGAACCAACCCUUUAUCGAAAACUUCAGGAUAUUAAAGAAAGGGAAACAGAGAAAAUUGCAAUAGUACAAAAGGUUAUUUCCAUAAUCCUGGGAGAAGCUACAUCUGCAGCCAGUGCAGUGGCUGUUAAACUUGUGGGCUCAAAUGUCACAGCUGGCAUAAUCAACAAGUUGGUUACCGUGUUAGCUCAAAUUGGUGCUUCUCUCCUUGGUAGUAUUGGAGUUGCUGUUCUUGGCCUUGGCAUAGACAUGAUCUUCCGUGCCAUCCUGGGGGCAGUAGAGAAAACACAGCUUGAAGCAGCCAUCAAAAGUUAUGAGAAGCAUCUGGUGGAGUUCAAGUCAGCCUCAGAGAAAUAUCACGAUGCCAUUACCGAGGUCACCAAUACAGUGAAACGCCAAACGAAAUGA